Molecule: messenger RNA, 1818 nt
Organism: Girardinichthys multiradiatus
Lineage: Eukaryota; Metazoa; Chordata; Actinopteri; Cyprinodontiformes; Goodeidae
Exons: 2
Coding region: 219-1004 (261 amino acids)
Biological process (GO): cellular response to lipopolysaccharide; T cell costimulation; negative regulation of T cell proliferation
Cellular component (GO): external side of plasma membrane
Source: RefSeq, a predicted model, not a curated record
GGAAAGUGGUACGUUACCCACUGUAAUUAGAGCACAUUUUAUGGAAAUAUGAAAUAUUUCUAAGUUUGGUGAUUAUUUGUCCGAAAGCUUGCAGUACAGCAACUGGACACCAGAUGGGGAUGUCUCAUUGACGCGGCCCGUAAUCUCGUCCCAGACACAGCGGUGAUUGGACGCACCCUUAGUGCUGUGUGGCCCAGUCUCUCCGUGUCCUCACAGUCAUGUCGUGGUUCGUUCUUUCUAUUCCCGUAAUCUUUCUUUUCAGUUUUGUCAGAGGCGAUCUAACUGCAGCCUUAACAGAGACGGCUAAACUCUCAUCGCAGGUGAAGUGUCAUCAGGAAGCCGCAACCCUGGUCCGGCUGCUGAGAGAUUCCCGCACCGUCCCUGUGGCCGCCGCCUCCGUUAACGGCGUGUUAAAGCCGGUGGGAGAGUACCAUAGCCGGCUGGACAUCAACUCAUCAGGUGUUUUCUUAAAGGAUGUCAACUACAAUGAUAACGGACACUAUGAAUUCCUCUGCAGCGAUACUACUAAGCGCAUUAUCCGGCUGGAGGUUCUCGUUAUCUCUGACAUUUCAGCGUCUAAGGGAAACACUGUGAAACUUCCCUGCUUCUCUGUAACUCUGGGUGAACCUGUGGAGUCUGUUCAGUGGGAAACAAAAGGGAAGCCUGUGAUACGAGUAAAGCGCUCCAACCAAAUGGUUAAAUAUGGGGAAAGAUUCAAAGACCGUGUGUCUUUAUCACCUGACUGGUAUGUCCUGGGGGAUCUGUCGCUGAUACUGGAGCGGGCCCAGCUGGAGGAUCAAGGGGACUAUUUUUGCUAUGUCCUCAAAGGCUCCCAAGAGAGAGGAGACCCUGCUGCAGGGAGACUGAAGGUCCACCAGAUGCACAUUGAAACCUCCACUACCCCGUCUCAGAACACAAAGGACUCCUGCUCUGAACGAAGGGGACCGUGGUGGCUCUUUGCUAUCGUUGCAACUCUGGUUGGUGUUACUUGUUUCGGCAUUUGACGUUUCUGGAGGUCUGGAUCUUGGUCAGGACCGUUUGGGUUUACCCUCUCGCCCAAUGACCGAUGGAUACAGGCACCAACCUACAGGACCAGAUCGUGGACAGGAGAAUCUGUCUCUAUGAUGGUUGGAUAAGAGGCACUGCUGUUCCUGUGAUUAAUAGAUUUAUAAAUCUACACUCUUAAGAAAAAGAAAAUACACUGUCUUAAUUUGAAGAAAAAAAAAACCGCAUGUGACAAUGUUUAAGUAAUUCCCACUUUACACCUAUUAAGUUAAAAUGUUUUGCUUAUUUUAUUGUUUGAUUCCAGUAUCUGUAAAUAAUACCAUCACGAGUUGGUAUGGUGCCUUUAACGUGAAUUACAUAGAAUUAGACUAAUUUGAUAAAGUUUGGCCAGGAUUAAGUUGUCAACUUUAUUUAGGUGACUAGCUAAAUAAAACUUGACAUUUCUCUGACAAGUCCAUGCAAAUUGUUACUUCAGUUGUUUUUAGCGCAAACAAUAUGAAAACCAAUCCUUACAGUUUUUUAAAUCAUUGUUGUAGUAAAACUUUUUCUAUUUUGUAAUACCAAUCCUUGCAGUGUUGGACGCUUUUCAGUUUUCUCAAGUAAAAAUCCGGCUGAGCUCCAUCACUUCUUUGAUACUAAUUGCUUGAGACUAAUUACUUAAAAUCUGAACAAAAUGUAAAAGCUCAGUAUCACAAAAUGCAAUAUAUCAAAUUGAAUGUUUGUAAUUUAACUGUUUGGAGGGUCUUACUGAGAAAGACCUCCUUCAGAAUCCUCCUGUGACCAAAAUAAAUAUUUCAUUGGAAAAGCUGAAAA